CUUGAAUUUUUGAACAAAAAAAACGGAUGAGGAAGAACGGGGAAGCUCGGACUUGAAAUAAGGCAGAAAGAAAAAUUUAAUUGCGCUUCGGCCGAAUGUGACGAGGAAAUAUGACGGAGAGGGGUGCGGGAGAGGAGAGACGCGGCGUCCCGCUUUCAAACGGAAACGUUUAGGCGUUGUGUGUGUGACGGUUGCAGGGAGGGACUGAAUUCAUCCGGCGAGGGGGAGAGAACUAAGCGAGCAGCCAGACGGAGAGGGGCGAGUGCAACUGUGGCCGGAAUGGUGGACCGUACGGACUGAGCGCUGGGAAGCGGAGAGCGCGUCGAGCCGCGGCGCUGGCCAUGCCGUCGAGUGCACGGGCCGGGAGCCUGAAGGACCCAGAAGUGGCCGAGCUGUUCUACAGAGAGGACCCGGAGAAACUGUUCACUGACCUGCGGGAGAUUGGACAUGGCAGCUUUGGCGCCGUGUACUUUGCUCGGGAUGUCCGCACAAAUGAGGUGGUGGCGAUUAAGAAAAUGUCCUAUAGCGGCAAGCAGUCCAACGAAAAAUGGCAGGACAUUAUCAAAGAAGUCAAGUUCUUGCAGAAGUUACGACACCCCAACACUAUUGAGUAUAAAGGAUGUUACUUGAGGGAGCACACAGCCUGGCUGGUGAUGGAGUACUGCUUAGGUUCAGCAUCUGACCUUCUGGAAGUUCACAAGAAGCCACUACAGGAAGUGGAAAUAGCUGCUAUUACCCAUGGCGCACUGCAGGGUUUGGCGUAUCUUCACUCUCACAACAUGAUUCACAGGGAUGUGAAGGCAGGGAACAUCUUGCUGACGGAACCUGGUCAAGUGAAGCUGGGAGAUUUUGGUUCUGCCUCCAUCGUUUCUCCCGCCAACUCCUUUGUGGGCACACCCUACUGGAUGGCCCCGGAAGUGAUUCUCGCAAUGGAUGAGGGCCAGUACGAUGGCAAGGUGGACGUAUGGUCACUGGGCAUAACCUGCAUAGAGCUAGCGGAGAGGAAGCCCCCCCUUUUCAACAUGAACGCUAUGAGUGCCUUAUACCACAUCGCCCAGAACGAGAGCCCUGUCCUGCAGUCAAACCACUGGUCAGAUUUUUUUCGUAACUUUGUCGACUCGUGUCUGCAGAAGAUCCCCCAGGACAGGCCUACCUCUGAUGUACUGCUCAAGCACCGGUUCCUUUGUCGAGAACGCCCCGUGUCUGUGGUGUUGGACCUGAUAGCGCGGACGAAGGACGCAGUCAGGGAGCUGGACAACUUGCAGUAUCGCAAGAUGAAGAAGAUCCUGUUCCAGGAGACGCACAAUGGCCCCACGACAGAGGGAGGGGAGGAGGAGGAGUCAUCUUCCAUCUCUGUCCCCGUGUGUCAGGAGGUGGAGCAGUACAUGCUGCGGACCGGCACUAUCAACAGCAUGGAGAGCUCCCAUUCGGUGCCCUCCAUGUCCAUCAGCGCCAGUUCGCAGAGCAGCUCUGUCAACAGCCUGGCGGACGGCUCCGACGACAGCGGCGAGAUGGCCAUGAUGCAGGAGGGCGAGCACACGGUCACUUCCAACAGCUCCGUCAUCCAUCUGCCCCCGGGUCACGAGAACAUUUAUGAUGACCCUUAUCAGCCUGAGCUCGAUGCCCCGCAGCAGGCCUCUUCGGGAGCCCGCCGGAGGGCCUACUACCGCAACCGGGACCACUUUGCCACCAUCCGCACAGCCUCCCUGGUGACGCGACAGAUCCAGGAGCACGAGCAGGGCUCGGCUCUGCGGGAGCAGAUGUCCGGCUACAAGCGCAUGCGACGACAGCACCAGAAGCAGCUGAUGGCGCUGGAGAACAAGCUGAAGGCCGAGAUGGACGAGCACCAGCUGCGCCUGGACAAGGAGCUGGAAACACAGAGGAACAGCUUUUCGGGGGAGGGAGACAAACUGAGCAAAAAGCACCAGGCGAUCUUGGAGAAGGAGACCAAGGCAGCACUGGCAGAGGAGAAGAAGUUCCAGCAGCACAUCCUGAGCCAGCAGAAGAAGGAGCUGUCCACCCUGCUGGAGUCUCAGAAGCGCCAGUACCGCCAACGCAAGGAGCAGCUCAAGGAGGAGCUGAACGAGAACCAGUCGACACCGAAGCGGGAGAAGCAGGAGUGGCUGGUGCGCCAGAAGGAGUGUCUGCAGCAGCAGCAGGCGGAGGAGGAGGCGGCGCUGCUGCACCGCCAGAGGCAGUACUACGAGCUCCAGUGCAGGCAGUACAAGAGGAAGAUGCUGCUGGCCCGGCACAACCUGGAGCAGGAUCUGCUGAGAGAGGAGCUGAAUAAGAAGCAGACCCAGAAGGACCUGGAAUGCGCACAGCUGCUGCGGCACCACGAGUCCACGCAGGAGCUGGAGUUCCGGCAGCUGGCCUUAGUGCAGCGCACCCGGGCCGAACUGAUCCGCACGCAGCACCAGACAGAGCUCACCAACCAGCUUGAGUACAACAAGCGGCGCGAGCAAGAACUACGGCAGAAGCACGCCGUGGAGGUGCGCCAGCAGCCCAAGAGCCUCAAAGUGAGUGAGCCCCGAGAAGGAGGGGCGGGCGGGGGGGAGCCGGACCCCGGCAGCGACGGCACUGACCGGAACCUUGGUGCACUUCUCAGGGAGGUAGUCGGGGAGGGCGAGGGAAAUGCAGACGUGCUUUCGGAGGGCGAAGGGGAGCAGGAGGAGCAGGAGAGUGAUGACACAGGGGGGGCUGGAGGGAGUCCAGAGAUGCCGGGAGUCUCAGUGCUGGGAAAGGUCUUUGAAGGAGGAGGCGGCAUCACUAGCCAGACUGCAGCCAUAGAGGAAGAGCAGAGCGCGUGGACGAGUGAGGAUGGUGUGCCGGAGGGAUGCGAGGCAGAGGGCGCCGGCAUUUUUGAGGGGGUCACGGCCCUCGGCCCGGAGGACGAGCGGAAGGCCGAGGGAGAGGGUCAGUGGUCAGACGGGGAGGUGCGAGGCAGGCCUGGGCCCCCCGAGGGCGCCGUGUGGGAGGAGGAUUACGGAGGAAGCGACACAGACAUGGAAGCGGGAGAUGAGGAGGACGAGGGCAGGGGCGUGGCGGACGGCGGCACCUCCGAGGAGGUGUCCGUCCAUCCGGAGCGACACAGGGAGCGCGAGGCAGACGAGCUCUCAGAGUUCUACUUCCCCGAGUCUGUGGAAGAGCUGGACUCGCCUCCCCUGUCUGUCCCCCCUGCUCCUCCCGCCCCCCACCCUUCCCUCCCGUCACUUUUCUCCCACGCCAUCUGCCUGGUCCUGUCACUGUCGGCUGCAGCGCGCCCCACCCUGCUCGUCCUGCUGGUCCUCUCCAUCUUUCUGCUGUCUCUCCGGCGCUCGCCCCCACUCCCGUCGCUGCCCUCGCUGCUCCUUUCUGCCGAGCUCAUCCUCAUGGCGCUCUUCUUCUCCUACCUCUUCCUGCGCUCGUGCUGCUCCCUCUCUCUGUCCCUUUACCUCACCUUUGCCCUCUGGGGCUGCGGCCUCUUCAGUUUAGGCCUCUCAGUGAGCCUUGGCCUCUACUACGUCCCCGUGGCCCUGGUGUCGGCCUUCUUCCUCAGCUCGCCAUCCCUCUUCCUCUCCCUCUACCUGCUCAUCGUGUUGGUGGUGCGCCCGGCGCGGCUCUUCUUGCAAAAUGCCCCAAAGAAACUGAACCGGCUGUGGGUGCGAGUCCUCUUCAGGCUCCCCAAGCCCUUGUUCACCGUGUGCCAGUCUCUGCUGGGCGGCCUCGCCGAGAGAAGCUUGUAUGACAUGUUCCCCAAGGCGGGUCGGAACUGGGGGGUGCGCCAGUCCAAAAUCCCCGUGCCCCUGAGGACGCUCCCGCCCGAGUAUUUGUCGCGACUCGCCAGGGCCUCGGCCGCCUCCAAGGCCUUGCUAUGGGUUCGCCGCUUCCUCAGGCGGCCCAUCGGAGCCCUCGCCGACUGGGCCAACGCGGUGGUGCUCAAGCUGGCCGGGCGCCUGCUGGGAAAGCUGCCCAGGAGGUACCUGAGCAAGAUGAGGACCUUGGGCCUGCUGCGGGAAGAGAGGGCGAGCCGGCUGCCCCGGCUGCUGCCCCGGGAGGUGCGGGAACGGCGCGACAGGGAGCGCAGGAGGAGGGAGAGGGAGCGCAGGAGGAGGGAGGACAGAGAGAGGAUGAUGAGGGAGGCCGGGAGGUGGGAGUGCGGCUUGAGGCGAACGGCAUCGGGAAGGAGCAUAAGGGGAAAGGUGAUUCCCUGGCGAUAGGAGGGGGGGGGGGGGCUGGGCUGGGCUGGGCUGGGGGGCACAUGUUCAUGCAAAUGUACAGUGUUCUGUUUCAUAUGUUCCUGUGUUUAUAUUACAUUGCGUCAAUGUUGUGCUUGACUUCAGUCAGUUUCUUGGCCCCCUGCUAUAACGGGGGGGGGUGGGACAGAAGCAAAGAACAUGCGGUCAGUCACCGAAUGUGAAUUCACCCCCGACCCCUGCAUGUGCUUGUCCUACAAGCGUGUGAAUGUUGGUCCUUGGCAUGUAGUGGCCUCCCCCCCCAGUUUCCUU
Molecule: messenger RNA, 4487 nt
Organism: Scleropages formosus (Asian bonytongue)
Lineage: Eukaryota; Metazoa; Chordata; Actinopteri; Osteoglossiformes; Osteoglossidae
Gene: taok2b
Product: TAO kinase 2b
Exons: 17
Coding region: 342-4199 (1285 amino acids)
Biological process (GO): protein phosphorylation
Cellular component (GO): cytoplasm
Molecular function (GO): ATP binding; protein serine/threonine kinase activity
Source: RefSeq, a predicted model, not a curated record